AUGGCGGGGAGGCAGCGGGGAAGGAAACCAAGGCAGUGGGACGGACGGUGGCAGUCUCGUAGGCGGGCUGCAGCCGCGCUCAUCGUCGCCAUGGACGGCGGCGGCUACAGCCCGCGGUUCCAGCGCCAGGCCUCCUGCUCCUGCGCCCCCUCCAUCUCGCGGCGGGGGUUCGUCCGCGCGGGCUUCGACCUCGACGGCGACGAUGACUACUACGAUGACGACGUCGCCUUCCACUCCUCGUCAUCCUCCUCCUCCAAGGUCAGCGGUCCGAGGGCGCCCUACUACUCCUCGGGGCCCCGCGGCCGUCCGCGCGGGCGAGGCUGA
Molecule: messenger RNA, 324 nt
Organism: Miscanthus lutarioriparius
Lineage: Eukaryota; Viridiplantae; Streptophyta; Magnoliopsida; Poales; Poaceae
Source: the annotation of a GenBank genome assembly